CCGCCAUCCUUUUGCCUUUCUUGUUCUGAUCUUGAACUUGCUGCGGCUAAUAAUCGAUCAUCAUUAUGCUGGGCACUCUUGUCGGAUCCGCCAUGCUUAUGGUCGCGACCGCGAUCUUCCUCUACUAUACGACGUGGACUUUGCUGAUGCCCUUCGUUGAUCCCGGCCACCCGCUCCACGACCUUUUCCCUCCGCGCGUUUGGGCUAUCCGCAUCCCCGUCUUCCUCACUCUGCUGGGGUCCGCCGUGGUGGGCACCUUCAUAGGCAUUGUGAUGAUCAACAGCAACAAGAAGAAGGCGGCCAAGGCGCAGGCGGCUGCCGCAAAGAAGAAGACUUGAGAUGUGAGCUCACGCCCGGGCCUGGGGGGGCUACGUGGCAUUAGUGGCGAUCGGUUGUACUUAUAUUCUCUGUAAAGUUGGCAAUACAAAUUUCUGCAAGUGGAGUCUUGAAUUGGGGUCUUUAAUGGGUAGCAGGCUUCCUGGUUGGUACCUUUCGUGUGGAGAGCCUGGUGAUGAAUAGGACAAGUCAAUGCAAGCUCCGGCAACCGUGAUGGGAACGGCUCAUAUUAAAUGCCAGUGAACGACCAGUUGCCUCACUAUAAGGCUGGUGGCAAGCACAGGUCAAGAUUUCUGGAGUUACCUGACUGUUUGCCGUAAGCCUGCCGUCAGUGUUGUUCAGGCACCACGCUUGUGGUAUUCAAGACCAUAGUGUUCCAGCCCGUGCACACAAAGAGUGGAGCCAAGUAGGCAACUGUCACGUGCUCGAAGCUGCGGUCUUCUGGGAU
Aspergillus homomorphus CBS 101889 is the source of this 784-nucleotide messenger RNA. Its product is annotated as dolichol phosphate-mannose biosynthesis regulatory protein. The transcript has 3 exons. Bases 66 to 338 code for a protein of 90 amino acids. Gene Ontology annotation, biological process: GPI anchor biosynthetic process. Lineage: Eukaryota; Fungi; Ascomycota; Eurotiomycetes; Eurotiales; Aspergillaceae. Gene Ontology annotation, cellular component: endoplasmic reticulum membrane; dolichol-phosphate-mannose synthase complex. The record is from RefSeq and is a predicted model, not a curated record. Gene Ontology annotation, molecular function: enzyme regulator activity.